AUGGCUCAAUGCCGCCGUGGCAGGAAGCACAAAGAGUGGUAUAUUGGACUAGGCAGACCUUUCCAUGACCAUGCGCUUGAAGGGCCCUUCAACUACAGUCCGGAACAGGAGAAUCUCUCAUUCUGUAUCGUCCAUGGUGAUAACGUCCGAAAUGGCGUUCCACUCCCCACUAACAUAUCUACCGAUGCUAUGGCCGUCCUGAAUUCAAUGACUUCGUUAGGGGACGUACCGCCGAGUCUGGAUAGGCUUCAGAUAUUACCCACUCCAUUGAAUCAACCUCCAGAAGACAUCCCUUCAAGAGAACUGCCAGCAUAUUUUCAGUCCUUUCCCAAGCACUUCACGGACGCAGAUAUAUCAUAUCUCCGAAGCAAAGGUGCCCUGAAUAUACCUCACAAACCACUUCGAAAUGAGACUAUUCGAUGUUACUUUGAAUAUAUUCAUCCUUAUUUGCCUUUACUCGAUCCUUUGGAGCUCCUCGUCGCGGUUGAUGGAAGCCGGAGCCACCAUUCUGGGCCACAACUCAGCCUGUUGCUGUUUCACAGCGUCAUGUUUGCUGCGGUCCCGUUUGUGGACGAGCCCUUGGUCAGGGAGGCGGGAUACGCCAACUUGAAGACUGCCCGAAAGGCGUUUUUUGAAAAAAGCAAACUUCUAUACGAUGUCGACUUUGAAUGUGACAGUAUUACUAUCAUUCAAUCUGUGUUGCUCAUGAGUUUUUGGUCUGACAGGCAAACACAAGACGCUCACAAACAAACCUGGCAUUGGGUCAACAUCGCAAUCUCCCUUGCCCAAACGGUGGGACUGAACCAGGACCCUGAGUCUUUGCCACUCCCACAGAGGAAGAAAAGUCUUCGAAAACGUCUAUGGUGGUGCUGUUUCAUGCGAGACCGAGUAAUCUCCCUCUACAUGAGCCGUCCAAUGCGGAUUCGAAGGGAGGAUUUUGAUGUCCCAUUGCCGACGCUGGAGGACAUUGAGAUCGACAGCCCCUCUGUUUCUCUAGACUUGGAUGCACGCUCGUCUUGUCUCGUCCAUUUGUCUAUCUACGACCGGACUGCACAAAUUGAGUUGGCUGAGAUCUUUAUCUCGUUUCUCAAGCUUUGCAUUGUGAUAGGAACCAUACUGUCUGCCCAGUACUCCCCCUUGAGACGACCUUCAGGGUCUCCAAACAGAGCUUCAAGGUCGGGUUUUUCAGCAUUGCUCUUCCCCGUCCACAGUCCGGGCUCGGAGCAGACUGUUACAAUGCCAACAGAGUCUGUCGUCUCACCUCUCGAGUCCACCUUGAGAGAGUGGUACAAUUCUCUACCUCCUUCAGCUUACUUAUGGCGACCACAGCCAGAAUCGCGGCCGCCGCAGUGGACCGAUACCACCCCAGAAGAUAUUCAUCGUGCAAGAGAUUGCGACACGUUAAAUACAGACAACCCCAGGCCGCCGAGCGUGGUGAUCCAGCGCGCCAUCUUGCACAUGUGCUACUAUACCGCCGUCUCAGCAUUACAUCGUUGCAAGAGAAGGUCUCGCCACUCUCAAAACCAAGUCUCAGAUUCUGCCUGCAAUAUCGCCAGGAUCUCAGCAUUCUUAAACGACAGAGGUCUCGUGCGCUACCUCCCUGUCACUGCUAUCACGAUGUUGGUACCAAGCAUCAUCACGAAUGCUCUUCUCGUCAAGUCGAUCAGUCAGGCGCCUCGUCCUGGCCAAGGAAGUUCCAGUCGUAACGGCGAGAUGGUCAGGGCGAGAGACAAUGUUAAUAGCUUAUUAGUGUCUCUCAAGACUCUUCAGAGGGUAUAUGUGGCCGCAGAUUGGGUGGCGCUGUUGGUCGAGGCCAUGCUCAACCGUGCGAAGAUAAAGAUCGUGGUGCCGCAGCCCGAUGGCUUGCGACUUGAUGCAGAGAAUGAGACGAGACACCGAGCAUUCGAAUUGGACGUUCAAAAUGUAUCAAUACAGUCUUGCAAAACGACAGCGGAGAGGAAUAAGCCAACCCCUGUUACCAUCAAUACACUUGCAGGGCAAAGCCAGGGCUUGCAGCCAGGUCUCACUCUAUCGGCAGACCUGCGUGGCCCUGACAUGAAUGGAUGUGCCAACGAUGGGGACGGCAGCUGGCAAGACCUAAUCAGUCCAACCAGUGCUCAGAUGUUUGGUUCCAGCACAGACGAGAGCCCGUGGUAUUCAAUAUUCAGUCCUGAGAACAGUGAUUCCCUGGGACAAUGGAACUUUGGUAGUCUCGGCAUCGAUGGGUUUGGCGAAAACGUGGACGGCAUGAUACCUUGGGACGGCACCGGUGUGGAUUGGAUUGCCUGA
Molecule: messenger RNA, 2289 nt
Organism: Cladophialophora psammophila CBS 110553
Lineage: Eukaryota; Fungi; Ascomycota; Eurotiomycetes; Chaetothyriales; Herpotrichiellaceae
Exons: 3
Coding region: 1-2289 (762 amino acids)
Biological process (GO): DNA-templated transcription
Molecular function (GO): DNA binding; zinc ion binding
Source: RefSeq, a predicted model, not a curated record